CUCCACACAACUCGUUUAUAGGCCGUUACUUCCAGCCACAAAUCAAGAUGCAGAAGGCCAUGGUUAUCAUCCUUGCGUUGGCCACUGCCACCGAAUCAUACGCGGCAAUUCCACUUCGGCAAUCCUGCCUGCUUCCACCAAAACAUGGACUGUGUGAGGCUGACAUCACAAGGUUCCACUACAGUCAGGCUGCUGGCACUUGCCGAAAGUUCAUAUACGGUGGUUGUGAUGGCAACGCAAACAACUUCAGGUCACUCACUGAGUGUUUGGUUGCUUGUUCAGGCACCAGAGGUUGAAGCGACAAACCCUCGUUUGUCAACCGAAGUUGCCAGGAUUGCUGCUUUUUGAGAUGCAAUAAACGAGUGAAACCUCAAUCCAUCCCUUUUAGGACAAUGUUGUAUCUAACUCCGUUUGCCGGUGCAUAAGUUUUACUUCGGAUAUCAGUUGACCUGUAAAUAAAGUUUCCAUUGGAAUUUC
Messenger RNA from Ornithodoros turicata, 477 nucleotides. RefSeq names its product kunitz-type serine protease inhibitor 2-like. The record is from RefSeq and is a predicted model, not a curated record. Lineage: Eukaryota; Metazoa; Arthropoda; Arachnida; Ixodida; Argasidae. The transcript has 4 exons. Bases 48 to 296 code for a protein of 82 amino acids. Gene Ontology annotation, molecular function: serine-type endopeptidase inhibitor activity.